Messenger RNA from Ruditapes philippinarum (Manila clam), 2665 nucleotides. RefSeq names its product glutamate-rich protein 6-like. The transcript is spliced from 19 exons. The coding region runs from base 197 to 2506 and encodes 769 amino acids. Lineage: Eukaryota; Metazoa; Mollusca; Bivalvia; Venerida; Veneridae. The record is from RefSeq and is a predicted model, not a curated record.
UUCUACAUAUAAUGAUAUCACGUGACUAUCACCAAUGUAAACUAUCAUGGCGGAUUAAGGUGGAAUGUAACCAUGAAAAAGAUGUGAAAUUUAAACGACUUUGCGGUUAAUUUAACUACUUUACACGAAUUAAGAAGAAUGGAUUUAUAAGAUUAUGAUAAAAGAGGUAAAACUGUUUUGAAAAAAAAGAUAAACAAUGGAAGAUAAUAUUGACAAAUCAAAAGCAACAGCCAGAUCAGCAGAAUUUUCUGCUAGUAAACCUCUUCCACCCAUUGGUUCAAAUAAUGACCAAGACGAUGAUGCUAAAUCAAAUGCGUCUUCAGCAGCCUUUGAUCAUCCAGGUGAAGGUAGCGCAAGGCCUCGCAUUGUACGAGGUUUUCGACCUGAGGUUCUGUCAGAUGAUGCAAUGGAGAAGGAACAACAACAACAAAUUGGAAGAACUGUCUCAUUCUCUAAUGGCCGUGAAGUUACAUCAAAACGUCGUACAUAUGAUGGUAGAGAAAUCACGUUUGUCACGUUAAAUACCCAGACUGACUGGGACUGGGUGGAGGAAGUAGAGGCGACUGGUACCGCUAGAACCAUCGGAGAAACAGGAAGUAUCGGCGGUAAAGAGAAAGGGGAAAUAUCACCAAGGUCAGCCUCCAGUAAACCAGAGCCGUCAGAAGAUAAACCGACCCCGGAUGUGUCACAGUUCCAAAUGCCAUAUAGUGACGAGUACGGGAUUCCAAUCCUAGAUCUCAGUAGCGACACGGAUGACAGCUCCGAUGAUGAGGUAUCACAUAGGAAAGUUAAAGAUGACCGAACAUUUAUGCCGAGCGUCGGUCCACCGAAUAUUUUACAGUAUCAAAGGGAAUCAGAAAAGCAUGAUAUUCCAGUAGAAGAUCCAGAAGCCCGCGCUGAAGGCCCUGAUUAUGAUAAAGAUGAGUCGGGUGUUACCCAUGGGAUGUUUUCCGGAAAUUGUGAAUUCUGUCAUACACCCAUUAAACCUUUCCCUACUGUUGAAACAGCAGACGAAGGUAAAAAUAAACCUCCUGAGGUGCUAUAUUGCUGCAAUGAAUACAGGGAGUUUGUUGAGUUUGUUCUCAGCACGUCCACUGAGAUGGAAGAAGAGCAGACGAAGAAGAAUAAACUGAUUGAUAUUAAACCUCAUGAGCAUGUUGGCUCGAAACAGGAACGUAACGCGGCUAAAGAGAAAGCUGUGCAAAGAAUGAGGGAACGUGAGCUGCAAAGAAGACAACAAGAGGCCAGUGGACUACAACAAAACUUCUUUGCAUCUGCUCCCGGUGGUAAACAAAGUUUAAUGAAAAUUCCCGCAGGCCUUGGUAACCUUACUAUGAAGGACAUGUACGAGGCAAAUUUAGAGCCUUCAAAUAUAAUCCUCGACUGUUUGGACACGUGUCCAUCGAGGUCUAAGUGCAGGCAUUCGCCUGCUGUAGCAGCAGAAGAAAAAAAGGGGCUUACAAAUCUGCAGGAAGGGGGUGAAAUUAAAGGUGGGGAGGUGGUUGUUAGGAAGAGAUUGAUAAGUAAAGGUCACACAGUUGCCUGCGAGGCUUAUCAGGUCUGCCAGAUAGCAAGUGAAUAUCUACAGGCAUUAAGGAUGAACAGCGACGUUGCCCGUCAGAUGAAGACUAUAAACUACCAGCUGUCGUCACAGAAAUGUCUCGAGGAAGGUUGGACGUUGCGGGCCCCGUCACCUCUCAUGGAGGAUGCAGGAGACGACGUGUUUACACCUGAACCACUACAUCCGGAAAUGUUAGCAGACGGCAAGUUGCGAGAUCGACCUUUGAUCGAGAAGUUUUACGAGAAUGGAAAGAAAUUUUUAACCAUGUUCCCGGACGGAACUGGCAACGUGUUUUAUCCAUCUGGAAAUCUUGCCAUCCUGCUGUCAUCUGUAAAGCUAGGUCAGUAUAACUACACGAUACAUCCAGAUUCACAGAGGUCAGGUGUGGCCGCAGCAUUUGAACCAAACGGUCUUGGAUACUGCUACUUUCCUAAUGGCGAUAUCAGGUUAUAUAUAGAUCAGUAUGGGGGAAUAGAGCUUGAUAACUUUGGUGCCAGACGUCGUAAAUGGAGCUGGAAAGAUCAGGUCACCCACGUACAUGCCCCUCCCUUCCAGCCUAUAUGUAUAGGUAUAAAUAGACAUAUGGGAAUACGUGUUAUGAGCCAGGAUAAUAUAUCCCUGACAUUCAGCGCUAGUAAGAGAAGUUGUAGAUUUAACAUGGGAUCUAGACUUAAGUUGGUGGCUCCAGAGAAUGCUCCACUUAAAGAGGUGGAGGAGGAAUAUAUUUUCCUAGAGGAGAAGAAAAAUCAUGUGGAUGCUUUAUUGAAUAAGGUGGCUAACUUGCUAAAAUUCCCGAACAACCCAAAACUGGAGAAGAUGUUGCCACCUCUGCAUAUAACGUCCAAACAGACGAAGACUGAGAAGAUGAAGAAAGAUCGUCAACUGUACCUGGCGCAACAAUCUGCUCGGGAAAAGAAACAGCCGUCCAUUACUGUAACUUCAUAAGGAAUUUGUUACAUAGGAAUAUUUACAUUUUAUAUUUACAUAUACAUAUAUUUUGACAUAUAUUUUGACACAAAUGCUUGUUCGAUUGUAAAUAAUUCAAUUCUUGUUAAUUUGUUGGGACCUGUUCAUUGUUAUGGAACAAUAAAAUCAUUGAUUUUG